Messenger RNA from Oldenlandia corymbosa var. corymbosa, 261 nucleotides. The record is from the annotation of a GenBank genome assembly. Lineage: Eukaryota; Viridiplantae; Streptophyta; Magnoliopsida; Gentianales; Rubiaceae.
AUGAAGUCACGGAAGUCUUGUAGCAGCAACGAAGUAUUCCAGAAAAGGGUUUGGACUUCAGCCGUAGAGCUCUGGAUGCAAUCAGUGACGGCAAGCUCUGGAAUGGCAGCAGCAGAGGCACGUCCGCAACAGAGAGCACCAGAAUUGAGGAAAACGCCGAAAGUAGAGCGUGUUGACGACGAACAGUGGUCCAAAAAAAGAGCAACAGCGAUCAGGGAUGAGGAGGUGAUAACUACUGUUGACGGCGGCAACCAGCAGUAA